This is a messenger RNA of Penicillium cataractarum, 1611 nucleotides long. RefSeq names its product NAD-dependent succinate-semialdehyde dehydrogenase. NCBI's taxonomy places the organism in Eukaryota, Fungi, Ascomycota, Eurotiomycetes, Eurotiales, Aspergillaceae. The record is from RefSeq and is a predicted model, not a curated record. Bases 1 to 1611 code for a protein of 536 amino acids. Gene Ontology annotation, molecular function: succinate-semialdehyde dehydrogenase (NAD+) activity. The transcript has 3 exons.
AUGUGGCGGAGCUGGAUCGCGGGGGGGUUUUCAAAUUCAACCAAGGACAACUUUUAUCAAACUGCCCGACGUAUUCUCUCUUUCCCAGUUUUAUUUCCCUUCGCACCAUCGUUCACAAUGGCACCAUCCUUCUCCGCCAGCCUCAAGGACCCCAGCCUCUUUAUUGAAGGCUCCUACAUUGAUGGCAAGGUUGUUGCCUCUCAAUCAGGACAGACCUUCAACGUUUACAACCCUGCAACUGAGGCUUAUAUCGGCUCAUGCCCAGAAUCCACCACAGGGGACAUCAACGCUGCCAUCGAGGCUGCAUCCAAAGCAUUCCCAACAUGGAGGGCCCAAUCUGGCCGUCAACGAGGACGAAUCUUGCGUCGCCUCUUUGAACUCAUUGUUGAAAACAAGGAAGACAUCGGAAAGAUCAUCACGGCUGAGAACGGUAAGGCUAAGGGUGACGCCGAGGGAGAAGCCCUCUUCUCUGCUGGAUUCUUCGAGUGGUUUUCCGAGGAGGCGCCCCGUAUCUACGGCGAUAUUAUCCCGCACAGCAACCCUUCCAGCCGUACACAGGUCAUUAAGGAGCCUAUCGGUGUAUGCGGUUUGAUUACCCCGUGGAACUUCCCUAUGGCCAUGGGAGCACGCAAGGUGGCCGCAGCCCUCGCGGCUGGUUGUACCGUUAUCAUGAAGUCGGACGGUCUCACUCCAUUUGCAUCGAACGCUCUGGCUGCCCUGGCCGAGCGCGCCGGUGUGCCGAAGGGUGUGUUUAACGUUGUGACCGCUUUGGAGAAUACCCCAUCCCUCGGACUAACUCUUUGUGAGUCCGAUAUUGUGAAGAAGAUUUCGUUCACUGGGUCAACCCGCGUCGGUAAGCUCCUUAUGCAGCAAUCCAGUAGCACACUCAAAAAGCUUAGCCUGGAACUCGGUGGAAAUGCCCCCUUCAUUGUCUUCGACGAUGCCGAUCUCGAGACUGCUGUCACAGCUGCUGUUGUUAGCAAGUUCAAGGUGACCGGCCAGACCUGCGUUUGCGCGAACCGAUUCUAUAUCCAGGAAGGAAUAUACGAGAAGUUCACUCAGCGGUUCGUGGAGGAGAUGAAGAAAUCACAGGUUGGAGACGGUCAGAAUCAUUCCGUGUCACAUGGUCCUUUGACCAAUGGCAUUGCGAAGACCCAGGAGCACAUCCAGGACGCUUUAACCAAGGGCGCUACUGUUUUGCUCGGCGGCAACGCUCUUCCAUCCAUUGGCAAGAACUUCCAUGAGCUCACUAUCCUGGGCAAUGCCGACGAUACCAUCAAGAGUAACAGCGAGGAGACCUUCGGCCCUGUCGCUGCUAUUUCCAAGUUCCGCACGGAGGAUGAGGUGGUUCGCCGUGCUAAUAGCUGCGACGUCGGCCUGGCCUCUUACCUCAUGACCAGUGAUCUUGGAAAGGCCCACCGUGUGUCUGAGCGCCUGGAGUUCGGCAUGGUGGGUAUCAACACCGGUGUUAUCUCUGACUUUGCGGCACCAUUUGGCGGCGUUAAGCACUCUGGCAUGGGGCGCGAGGGAAGCAAGUACGGCAUUGAUGACUAUGUGAACAUCAAGAUGAUCGUGACUGGUGGUGUUAAUACUUCUUAUGCGAACUUGUGA